AUGUCCACGCCAAAAGAUGACGGGGGCAACCUGUCGUCGACACCGACGCCAUCCAGCCAUAUCCAUCGUAACCAUAGCUCCCAAUGGUCGGCCUCCGAAACACCAAGUCACCACAACCAAGGCACUUCCUAUUUUAAUGCCCAACCGUCCCCUCGACCCACACCGAUUCUUGUCCGCAGCUCAUCUGCUCACUCAAUGCGUCGAGGGCCGCGAAGCACCAGCGUUAGUAGCUCUCAUGUGACUACCCGUGGUUUUCGUGACGAUGCUUUGAGCGAGGCUGACGAAGACAACGACAACGAGACACCUUCUGAUGACGAGGAACAUGUUAUACGUCGAGGAAAUAGAUCAGGAAAGCAAGCGGCCACGGAUCCCCCCACUCAAGGUGAUGAAGAGAGCGCUGUAGACGAUGAAGACCCCAUCACUCUUCGGGAUCGUCAGUCACUCAUUAAUGUUGAGCACCCAUUCGGACUGCCCAUCUGGAAGCCGGCGUUAUACAAGAAGAGUCGUUCGGUCACUCGUUACGCCGACCAGGCACUUCAUGCCGUCCCAACCGCCCCUGGCGAGCAUCACAUUAAAUUUGGCAACAUAUGUUGGGUCCUGGUGUUUGGAUGGUGGCUUUCUGGCGUAUGCAUGGUCGUCUCCGGCCUGCUGCGGUUCAUACCACAAGGCGGUGCUCGAUAUUCAACUCUGGUUUACGGUCUGGGCUGGUAUUUGUUCUGGCCAUUUGGCAAAUAUGUGGAGGGUGAAGCUGACGAGGACGACGAUGAAAUCCUAGCGGAGGACGAAGAAUCUGCCAUUCCCCGUGAUGCGAGCUCAGCGACGGACGAAGGAACCAUUCGAGGUGUCCCACUCUCGGAAGCCCCAACAAUCAUGCCGCAACAUGUUCAAACCGUAUCAUGGAAUCCUGUUGUCGAAGAGCGCAGCUCCCUUUUGCAACGAAUCCCUCCUCCAUCUCGCUCAUAUGGUGCAACCGCUAUUUCGACUUCAUCCUCUGCGAGUUCAAUUGGCGCCGCCAAGAUCCCUACCCCUUCAAGCGACGUGCUCGGUCGUAUAUGCUUUUGGCUGGCGUUUAUUUGUAUCAUCGCUCCCCUAAUGCUUUUCGUUUGUCUGCUCUGUUGGGCCUUUGUGGUCACGAUCCCAAUGGCCAAACUCAACUGGGCUUUGAUCAAAUAUAUCUGCGGCCAACCAACCACCUUACGUUUCUGCGCAGCUCCCCCUGCAGUCGUCAUAUCGUCUCCUCAUCCCGAAGCUGAAGCCAGUAGCGAGCCCCUUCCGCCACAAUUCUCCGUCAAGCAUCAUCGUCUUGCCGAAGGGCAGGCGUCUCCUGGCGAGAGUGCGACCAUUUUGCUUUGCAUUUACGACGCUACAGGCUCACAAUAUUACAAAUAUACCGUUGGGGGUGUUAACAUUCUCUUCGUCAACCUCGUCCCCGUGGUUUUCUUUGUCAUAUUCGAUGGCUUCUUCCUCCUAUCCAUCGUCGAACAUCGCGAGCACACUGGACAACAUAUACCUUGGUUGCUUUCCCUUGUGGCUGGACGGGGACUCAUAUUCGUGCUUGCGCUGCUGAGCGUUAUCCCACUCAGUUACUUCAUUGGAAUGGCUGUCGCGAGUAUCUCUGCCCAGAGUAGCAUUGGUAUGGGUGCAGUCAUCAAUGCAACAUUUGGUAGCAUUAUCGAGAUCAUCCUCUACGGGCUCAUGCUCAAGGAGGCCAAGGGCCAUCUUGUGGAGGGUUCGAUUGUAGGAAGCUUGCUUGCGGGUGUGCUGCUUAUGCCUGGAAUGAGUAUGUGCAGUAGUGCUUUGAGAAGGAAAGAACAGAAGUUUAACGCCAAAAGUGCUGGUGUCACCAGCAUGAUGUUGAUCAUGGCAAUUAUUGGCACACUCACACCGACACUGUUUUAUCAGACAUACGGAAAUUUCCAACUUAUUUGCAAAGGUUGUCCAGCUAGCCCGAGAACGGGCGAUAUGCCAUGGAUCUGCGACUCUUGCUAUUACAAGCACCCUGAUCCCGUAAACGACCCCUUCUACCAAUCAACCGUCAAGAGUUUGAUGUAUUUCUGUGCCGCCAUCCUGCUUUUCUCUUAUCUCAUCGGUCUCUGGUUCUCUCUCCGCACGCACGCUUCACAAAUCUGGCAAAAUCCGCAACAGCUUCUUAACCCGUUAGAGUUGCCGAUUCACAAUCAACGUCCUUUCUCGCUUUAUCACCGGCUUGUCCAGCCCACGCCAGGAGGGACUGGAAGGUUACAGCACAAGACCAGUGUACGGAGCGAGCGUUCACAGACCCCAGUCCCACAUCCAACCCUUGCUAUCCAUCAACCGUCGUCUUCGACGACAACCAUUCCAAGCAGCCCAACAAUUCCACGACGUGUCUCCUACGCUCCGCCUGGAUUCUCUCCGGUUCUCGAAAGCGUAGAUCAUGCGGUCAAGGGUGUACAAGGUCUACAGCCGUUACCGGACACCAUGUCGACUGAUGACUUUACGCGUGCUGUCGCUGUCGCGACUGUAAGCGCUUUGAGACAUCAGCAAAUGCACGGAGCUUCUCCGGCCCGGGCACGUGCCUCGGGAGGAGAAGGAGGCGAUGGGGCAGCGGCCCACGGAGGUGGCCAUGGUGGCCACGAAGCGCCCAGUUGGAGUCGGACAACCAGUGCUAGCGUGUUGUUAGUCUGUACCGCAUUGUAUGCUGCUAUUGCUGAAAUUCUUGUUGAUGUCGUUGAUGUCAUCCUUGAGGGCUCUGGGUUAGAUGAAAAAUUCCUGGGUGUCACUCUCUUCGCCCUGGUACCAAAUACGACGGAGUUCAUGAACGCUAUGUCGUUUGCGCUCAACGGAAACAUCGCAUUGAGCAUGGAAAUCGGCUCAGCAUAUGCCUUGCAAGUCUGUCUCCUCCAAAUUCCUGCCAUGGUUGCAUUUUCGGCAUGGUAUGCUCCAGAAAAGAUGGGCGAAGUCGCCACCACUUUCACGCUAAUUUUCCCUCGCUGGGAUGUUGUCGCCAUCAUCCUCUCCAUGUUCCUCAUGACCUAUACCUACAUUGAGGCCAAGAGCAAUUACCACCGAGGCAGCAUCUUGAUUCUAAGUUACCUUGUUCUUACCUCGGGUUUCUUUUUCGCCCCAAGCGACGAUGAAGUUGCUGUCGGUGGUCACGCGUCUGACUUUGCCUCGAGUAAUGUGCGAGAGUUCUCGGCGCUGACGGUCUGGCAGACCGUUCGGUGGUACAUCUCCCGACUGUGGUAA
Mycena indigotica is the source of this 3225-nucleotide messenger RNA. RefSeq lists its product as uncharacterized. The transcript has 7 exons. Gene Ontology annotation, molecular function: calcium:proton antiporter activity. The record is from RefSeq and is a predicted model, not a curated record. Gene Ontology annotation, cellular component: endomembrane system; membrane. Lineage: Eukaryota; Fungi; Basidiomycota; Agaricomycetes; Agaricales; Mycenaceae. Bases 1 to 3225 code for a protein of 1074 amino acids. Gene Ontology annotation, biological process: calcium ion transmembrane transport; intracellular calcium ion homeostasis.